AUGAGAUUGCUACAUUUGUAUGAAGUAAGUUUGAAGAGGAGGCCCAAGACAACGAAUGCAAUAAUGACAGGUGCAUUAUUUGGGAUCGGUGACGUGUCAGCCCAGUUUUUAUUCCCCACUUCCAAGGUAGACAAGGGUUUCGACUAUAAAAGGACAGCCAGAGCUGUCGUAUAUGGUUCUUUGAUUUUUUCCUUUAUAGGCGAUAAAUGGUACAGGAUAUUGAACAAUAGGGUCUAUAUGCGUAAUAAGCCUCAGUACCACUGGUCUAACAUGGUGUUACGGGUGGCUGUCGAUCAGUUAGCGUUUGCGCCGCUAGGUUUGCCAUUUUAUUUUACAUGCAUGUCCAUUAUGGAAGGCGAGUCCCUCGAUGUAGCCAAGUUGAAAAUAGGAGAAGAAUGGUGGCCCACGCUUUUGACUAAUUGGGCGGUUUGGCCAAUUUUUCAGGCUGUGAACUUUUCUAUUGUUCCUUUACAACAUAGGCUACUGGCAGUUAAUGUUGUUGCAAUAUUUUGGAACACGUACCUAUCUUAUAAAAAUUCGAAGGUCACAGAAAAAGAAAGGGUGCCUGUUCAUUAUCCUCCUGUCGUUGAAUAA
Saccharomyces kudriavzevii IFO 1802 is the source of this 594-nucleotide messenger RNA. It is a transcript of the gene SYM1, whose product is annotated as ethanol metabolism protein. The transcript has a single exon. Bases 1 to 594 code for a protein of 197 amino acids. The record is from RefSeq and is a predicted model, not a curated record. Gene Ontology annotation, cellular component: membrane; mitochondrion; cytoplasm. Lineage: Eukaryota; Fungi; Ascomycota; Saccharomycetes; Saccharomycetales; Saccharomycetaceae.